Molecule: messenger RNA, 2451 nt
Organism: Alternaria arbusti
Lineage: Eukaryota; Fungi; Ascomycota; Dothideomycetes; Pleosporales; Pleosporaceae
Exons: 4
Coding region: 1-2451 (816 amino acids)
Biological process (GO): regulation of transcription by RNA polymerase II
Cellular component (GO): nucleus
Molecular function (GO): RNA polymerase II cis-regulatory region sequence-specific DNA binding; DNA-binding transcription activator activity, RNA polymerase II-specific
Source: RefSeq, a predicted model, not a curated record
AUGCCCACGCGCGGCCCUCUUGCAAUUCCACUCAACAGCCAAAAACCCGACGGAAAGCUCCUCGAGGACUUCAAGGCCACGUUCCCCCAUCUGCAGCAGCGUUCGCACUCGAUUGCUGGGCCGCCCGGCCACACGCUCGCAGAUGCGCUUGAUGUCGCGCACCCCUCCCGCCACCUCGACCAUGAGGACAUCAAGGACCAGGACCCGACUCCGCGCGGGAACAAUGAGCCGUGGAGGUUCACUCCGUCACUGCUCGACCCCAACAGCUUCGCAUUCACCUCUUUCGCAAACCAACCGCCGGGCUACUACACCCCGACGCCCGGCGGCACCAACACGCUCUACCACAGCCAGGCCGGCGACCUCCACACGCCCGGCUUCAGCUUUGGCCUAGGAACUCCCCUCUCGCUUCCCACUUCAGAAGGCGCACUGCACGCUGGCCAGGUCGCGCCUGCCAACCAUCUCCAUGGCUUCAAUCCCCACGCCCUGGGGUCGCAUCACUUCCAGAAUGUCAAUCCCUUUGGCAUGCAGCCGCAGCAUUCCCAAUCAUUUGCACCGCACCAGUUCACGCACCAGCCUUCUGCAUUCGACCAGGGCAACAUGACGCAAACCCACCAGGACUCGUCCAUGGACAACAUGGUCCCCGAAGUCGAGAUGCAAGAGCAGUCGCCUCUGAUCGGUUACGCACCCCAUUCCUACGACGGCAUGGCGGCUGCAGUCGCACCAGCACCCCCUCCACCCAAUCAAAACUUCCGCUACCAUGUUACUCUGAAUGCUCCAACGGCCAUGAUCAAGCAAUCAGACGAAGUCCCUGUGACCUACUUGAACAAGGGACAGGCCUAUUCCAUCUCCCUGGUGGACACGGCGCCUACGCAAGCACCGUCUCCAUCGACCAAGUACAGGACUUUCAUCCGCAUUUCGUUCGAAGACGAACAGCAGCGCCAGAGACCGGCAUCCUGCUGGCAACUGUGGAAGGAGGGCCGCGGAACCAACGAGGCCCACCAGCGUGGUGGGCGGCUUCAAGCAGUUGAGUUUGUGGAUCCCAGCCAAGUCAGCGGCGGCGAGAUCCAAGGACGACCCAGGGUUGAACUCGAGUCUUCCUCGUUCGAUGGCUUCGUGGUCACCUGGACACCAACCCACAACUCCUCACCCGAGUGCUCCUUAGCCGUGCGUUUCAACUUUCUCUCCACCGAUUUCAGCCAUUCCAAGGGCGUCAAAGGCAUUCCCGUCCGGCUAUGCGCGAAGACUGAAAUGGUCACCGAAGCCACUGGAUCGUCGCCCCAAAAGCCAGAUGGUGAGCUCUGCUACUGCAAAGUCAAGCUCUUCCGCGACCACGGUGCCGAAAGGAAGCUCUCCAACGAUGUUGCCCACGUCAAGAAGACCAUCGACAAGCUAAAGCAGCAGAUCGCACAGGUUGAGUCUGGCAUGAAGGACUUUGGCAAGCGGAAACGCAGUGGAUCAAUCUCCAAGGGCAGUAUGAGCCAACGACCUGGGAAGGUACCGAAACACAAGAGGACCUGGUCCAUGUCUUCGACAAGCGACAAUCAAGGAGGCCGCGCACCCGCCGAAGAAGACCUUCACAUUAAGCUCGCCUCGCUCCAAGACAUGUUCAGCUCUACCAGGCCUGUCAGUGUCCUGUACCUAAAGGGCGAGGACCAGGACGAUCCAGACCUUCACCCAGUGAUCCUCGGCGCUACUCCUCAAGAACUCUCUAAGCUCGACACCAACGUAGACGCGCCUAUGUGGGAAGCUCCCGAGUCGCAGACAGCAGCUUCGUCUGUUGUGUCGCCAACCCCCAGCUCUCAGUCUCUUCAUUCCGAGAAGCGCCGGACUACCUCCUUCCAGCGUCCGGCGCCCUACCAGCCACCAUCGCGUAUGUCAUCCAAUGAAUGGCGCAGCAUGCCACAGACGGCCACAGGUGAUCUCAAAGGGAUGCAUGGCAUCCAAGGCGGCGCAGACGUUCCAACCAAGGUUCAACGGCCAUAUUCUGAUGACCACGCACUGUCUGGAUGGAUUGAAGCCCUUGGGGUUGAUCAAACCUACCAACCGCCUCCAGAGCCGAUGCUGAAGCCCGUCGCCUGCUUCUUCGUUCAACCGCGCCUCGCUGGUCGGCAACCCGACGACAACUACUUCCGCGCAGUCUACCUGAUGGAGCGUACUGUAAAGGAGCUCGUUGCAAGCAUCGCAAUGAAGAUCAAGAUCGAGCCAACCAAGGUCACACGGACUAUCCGCGUCAACCAGAAGGGUCUGCAAAUUUUGAUGGACGACGAUGCCGUCAACAGAAUACCCGAGCAACAGGAUAUGACUGCCGAGUUCCACGAGAUUGGUACGCCGCCGGUGCAUGCCAUGAAACGCGAAUGGGACGCGGGUCCUACCGACAUUCAAGUUGAUGGCGACAUCAGCGUCACGGAAAAUGUUCAUUCGACCGGUUACGAACUUCGCCUUCUCUUUUAG